Gongylonema pulchrum is the source of this 234-nucleotide messenger RNA. The record is from the annotation of a GenBank genome assembly. Lineage: Eukaryota; Metazoa; Nematoda; Chromadorea; Rhabditida; Gongylonematidae.
AUGGUGACAAUUGAGGAAGAAAUUGAUGAAGGCGAAAAGGAGGAUAUCGAAAUGCCAAAAGCUAUGGGUGAUAUUUUUAAGUCGGUUGCUGGCGCCUAUACCUGCAAACUGGAAAGAGUAUUGGAAUCAGGCAAAGUGCAUGUAACAGCUGAUAUCCAGGGAAAAUGUCGUUUCACAGGAAUGGGACGUAGUUAUCGGAUUGCAAAAUGUACUGCAGCAAAACGAGCUUUGUGA